Messenger RNA from Caenorhabditis elegans, 1364 nucleotides. It is a transcript of the gene F54D5.7, whose product is annotated as putative glutaryl-CoA dehydrogenase, mitochondrial. Lineage: Eukaryota; Metazoa; Nematoda; Chromadorea; Rhabditida; Rhabditidae. Gene Ontology annotation, molecular function: flavin adenine dinucleotide binding; acyl-CoA dehydrogenase activity; glutaryl-CoA dehydrogenase activity. Gene Ontology annotation, biological process: L-lysine catabolic process. The record is from RefSeq and is marked reviewed. Gene Ontology annotation, cellular component: mitochondrial matrix.
CGGCAAAAAUGCUGACCAGAGGAUUCACGUCAAUUGGCAAGAUUGCAAGUAGAGGUCUCUCGUCGACGUUCUACCAAGAUGCUUUCCAGCUUUCGGAUCAGCUCACUGAAGACGAAAGAUCUUUGAUGCUCUCGGCUCGGGAAUACUGUCAGGAGCGACUUUUGCCACGUGUCACAGAAGCUUACAGAACUGAAAAAUUCGACCCAUCCCUGAUUCCGGAAAUGGGAAGUAUGGGCCUGUUGGGCGCCCCAUAUCAAGGAUACGGCUGCGCUGGAACAUCAACUGUUGGCUAUGGACUCAUCGCUCGUGAGGUGGAACGAGUCGAUUCGGGAUACAGAUCUACGAUGAGUGUGCAAACGAGUCUGGUGAUCGGACCGAUCUACAACUACGGAAGUGAGGAUCAGAAGCAGAAAUAUAUUCCCGAUUUGGCGAGUGGAAAGAAGAUCGGAUGCUUCGGAUUGACCGAGCCGAAUCAUGGAUCUAAUCCAGGAGGAAUGGAGACAAAGGCCACCUGGGAUGAGACCACAAAAACCUACAAAUUGAAUGGAUCGAAGACUUGGAUCUCCAACAGCCCUGUCUCUGAUGUGAUGGUCGUUUGGGCGAGAAGUGCUCGCCACAACAAUAAAAUCAAGGGAUUCAUCCUGGAACGUGGAAUGAAGGGACUGACGACUCCAAAAAUUGAAGGAAAACUUUCAUUGAGAGCCUCGAUCACUGGACAGAUUGCAAUGGAUGAUGUUCCAGUACCAGAGGAGAAUCUUCUCCCGAACGCUGAAGGGCUUCAAGGACCAUUCGGAUGCCUGAAUAACGCACGCCUCGGAAUCGCGUGGGGUGCUCUCGGAGCAGCUGAAGAAUGCUUCCAUCUCGCACGCCAGUACACUUUGGAUCGCCAACAGUUCGGACGCCCACUUGCACAGAAUCAGCUGAUGCAGUUGAAGAUGGCUGAUAUGUUAACUGAAAUCUCUUUGGGUCUUCAAGGAUGCCUUCGUGUGUCCCGCCUGAAAGAUGAGGGAAAAGUUCAAUCAGAGCAGAUCUCGAUUAUCAAAAGAAACUCGUGUGGAAAGGCUCUCGAGGUGGCACGAAAGGCGAGAGAUAUGCUUGGUGGAAAUGGAAUUGUGGAUGAGUACCAUAUUAUGAGACAUAUGGUGAAUUUGGAGACAGUUAACACUUAUGAAGGAACACACGAUGUACAUGCUCUGAUCCUUGGAAGAGCCAUCACGGGACUCAACGGAUUCUGCUAAUUUUUUCUUUUUUUUCCUUUUUUCACUUAUUGUCUAGUCUUGUCAUAGUCUAUUGCUUUUCAACGCAAAAAGUUUUAUUUCAUUCCCAAAAAUAUUGAAGUUUCAAUAAAUAUGUAGCACACGUUG